Molecule: messenger RNA, 1086 nt
Organism: Portunus trituberculatus (swimming crab)
Lineage: Eukaryota; Metazoa; Arthropoda; Malacostraca; Decapoda; Portunidae
Gene: Scp2
Product: sarcoplasmic calcium-binding proteins II, V, VI, and VII-like
Exons: 6
Coding region: 223-960 (245 amino acids)
Molecular function (GO): calcium ion binding
Source: RefSeq, a predicted model, not a curated record
CGGAAGCAGGAACUGGGAAAUAAUUGCCAUGCAGGAAGCGGCAGGUGUGGGUGUCAUGUGGAUCGAGGUGUAGUUAGAGGGUGCUGAGAGAAAAGGGAGCAUUCAGUUUCUUCACACUCGCCCUGCUUAACCCUCGCUGCUCGCCGCUUCCACCCGUAAGAGGCCUGUGCCCAGUGUAUCGCCAUUAAGUCAGUCUCUCUUCACCUCCAUCGCGGCGCCACGAUGAGCCGACCUGGGGGAGGGCGGCGUGAGAAGCGAUGGUGGGAGUUAGUGUGUCCCUGCUGCCCCUGCUUGUGUCCUCAGCAGGGAGAGCAGUACUCCAACGUGUCGCCCUUCAGAAGAGAGAAACUCCUCUUUGAAUUCAACACUUUCUUUGAUGUGAACCGCGAUGGGCUGCUGGAGAAGAGGGACUUUGAGACGGCGGGGGAGCGGCUGUGCAAGAGGGGCGGCUGGCUCCCUGAGGACCCGCGAGCCGUGAGAGUGAGCCAGCUGAUGACGAACCUGUGGUUGGCUCUCAGGAAACACGCAGACCGGAACCACGACGAGAAGGUGACGCGGCUCGAAUGGGUGAAGCUAUGGGAGGAGGUGGAUCACAGGUGGAGCGCGGUGGGGCCCAGAGAGAACACCCAUCUGAAGGAGGUGGUGGAGGAGGAGCCUAAGAGAUCCCCGGAGUGGCUGAGGGAAUACUUCAACUACAAAUUCAUGCUGCUGGAUGUGGCAGGUGACGGAGUGCUGGACGAGGAGGAGUUCGUGUACAUCAUGUCACAGCACGGCGCCUCGGAGACCGACGCUAAGAAUGCCUGGUUCCUCAUGUGCAAGGGCCGCCGCGUGCUGGACCAGGGGGCGUUUGAGCAGCUGUGUGAAGAGUUCUUUCUGAGUGAUGACCCCACCUCCGCCGGCACCUACCUCGGGGCCCGCCUGUACUUCCUCCCCGGCGAGCAGCGAGACACGGUGCCCUAGCUGAAACACGGUGGUCACUUCCCUUGAUCGCCUCACUUCAUAAUUCUUCUCGUUUAUCCUUCUCUCUCUCUCUCUCUCUCUCUCUCUCUCUCUCUCUCUCUCUCUCUCUCUCUCUCUCUCUCUCUC